AUGUCGCGGGGCAGCAACGCGGAGAGGCGAGACGAAAGAUUACGGGUUCCAGACGAUGAUCGAAAAUACAUCACCAAAACGGAAUCUGGCAAGAAUUACAUCAUUGAUCAGCGAAAACCAAGAUACGAUGUCAACGAGCCUCUUUCACGAGACGCAACACCGGAACACUACAAGAAAUCAAGAAAAGACCAAAAGAAGUCGAGCCGACAUUGA
Messenger RNA from Glarea lozoyensis ATCC 20868, 213 nucleotides. RefSeq lists its product as uncharacterized. The transcript has 2 exons. The coding region runs from base 1 to 213 and encodes 70 amino acids. NCBI's taxonomy places the organism in Eukaryota, Fungi, Ascomycota, Leotiomycetes, Helotiales, Helotiaceae. The record is from RefSeq and is a predicted model, not a curated record.